Oryzias latipes (Japanese medaka) is the source of this 5907-nucleotide messenger RNA. The record is from RefSeq and is a predicted model, not a curated record. NCBI's taxonomy places the organism in Eukaryota, Metazoa, Chordata, Actinopteri, Beloniformes, Adrianichthyidae.
AGCAGGAUCCCACAUAGGGGGAUCUUUGUCAGCUGACCACUCAAACAGGGUUCUUCCAGCAGGAGAUGUUUCCAGGAGGAGCUCCGGGAUGAUGCCGUUGGGAAUGAACAGACUCAAAAUGUGGAUGCGUGGCUCUGGGAGCAUGACACACAGCAUUGCCACAUGCACUUACCCCCAAAGGGUAAACACCUUACAAGAAGUUGAAUCAGAAGUUUGGGGGGAAAAAAACUUCUUCCAGCUUUUCAAAGCGUAGAAAUAGCCCCUUCCUGUGGCAACACAAAUAUGCAGCACCACACAAGGCAAAGUCCACAGAUGCAUGAAUGUGAGAGUUUUGGAGUGGAACAACUUCACCGACAGGGAUCUGAACUCCACCUGACACUUUUCAGAUGAAUCGGAGCAAAUUCUGUGAAGCAGACCUUGUCAGCUAACACACAGUUUAUUAAUUUACAACAUUAAAUAGCAUUUUAAACUCCAUGGAAUAUGGUCAUGAACUCCCAUAAAUGUAUGUGUGAGUCAGAAAAUAUUUUACAAAAUAAGUUAGAAAGUACCCCAAAUGAGAUCUCAAAUGUUUGAUUUGAAUCCUUCUUCAAAUGGUUCCUGCUUGUGUUCUGGUUUAUUUUGAAAGGGUAAACCUGAAAUCCCUCGAGGGAGGAAGUGCAGGAGCUUUAAAAAACUUUGAAUGGUCAGUUUUCGGGCUUUCAGGUGAGUCAGUGGAUCAAGCGACAGACUGACUCACUAGGAUCAGUCUUAAGACCUGCCACGUGGUACAAACAAGGAAAAGAAAAAGCUGAAGUUUUGCCAAAGUGCGCGUCUAUCUAUGAGGUUCCGUUUUUGCCAAAAAGAUCAAAGGCGUCAGUCAGCGUUUUGUCCUCACGGAGUUUCGUCUUCCCUCCACUUGUCAGACCACAUUGUAGAAGAAGGCGUGGAAGACACCGAGGAAUCCGCCAGCCACGUCCCGGGCAUGUAACUCUGCUGCGGCCGGCCGUCCCGUCAGUCAGCAUGCGGUCCUUCCUGCGCUCAGUGAGAAACCCGGCUUCUGAGAACAUCCACAUCUCAUCUCUUCCUGCUGGCGUUCCCACAGACCGGGAGCCGGAAGAACCCACGCAACAAGAACAUCUAGCAUGAUCUGUUCCUCUGAUGGAUUCAUUCCUGAUCCUGAACAUCCCAAAGAGAACCUCAACAUCUUCAUCUCUGCUACCUCCAGAUGUGCAUCAGUCAAGAAACCAACAACAUGGCUGCUCUCACCAGUCUUCCACACUUUUCCUGUCAUUCUUGAUGACACUCUAUGGUCACACAUCACACCUGAAACCUUCCUCCAUCCGCUCCAACCUGCUUGCAAACUCCUCCCCACCUCUUUCCACUCUCUAUUGUUUUGAACAGUUGGCCCUGAAUACUUAAAGUCCUAGUAAUAGAUGUUCUGUCUUGUUGCCGAUGACCUUCGUUCAUAUCCUUUUCUCUGUCAAAGUCCCUGCAUUCAAAGUUCCUACUGUCUGCAAACACACCAUCCUCCUCUGCUUCCACCAACAGGACUUCAGUUUUCAUCAGCACCCUGUAGGUCAACAGCACUGAUGGUUAUGGUCGAUAACCCCAUCCACGACCGAUCCAAUAUCAAAUCCAUCAUGAUAUGCAUGAUCGCUUUGACUUUGGUUUUUAAGUCGGCAGCUCUUCUAAACACAACCUUCUGCGUUGACCAGGAUUUUGGUCCAGCACCGGAUUGUGCCUCCUUGUGUUUGCGUUAAUACAAUAGAAGCCUGUGACAUGGGUUAACUGCAGAAAUAGGAGGGUAUAAAUCGUUUUAGGGUUGUUGUUUUUUUAACUACUCUGUGGAUGGUUUUUAAAUGCACUCAUGAUCAUACUCCACUGCAAGUUUUUAAUAUGAUCUAAAUUAAACAUGGCCGAGAUGUGACCAACAAAGUGAAGAUUGUUUUCUGCCAAAAUAUAAUUAUACAUUGUGUCAGUAAACAUGAUAAUUACCUUGAGUAAUGAAAGUUUUUUUUAAUAACUUUUAAACAACAGCCUUGUAUUGUUAGCAUCAUGUUUCAGUGUUUUAGUUUAAAUUCUGUUGUCAUUGUUUAUGAAUGUGUGUCAUGCAAGUUUGAUACUCUAUACCUGCUGAGUUAACCACAAACUUUCCUUUUUGUGCACAUUUUUUUGUUUUUGUUAAAUAAAUGCUUUUAUGAAUUUCAAUUGUCCCCUUUUUCCCUGAAAAUUACAAUGUUUUAUCAGAUGAGAUGGUGAAAACUAAACGAAAGGCCGUCAUCCGGACGACGCACACCCAGGGAGUCUCCACACCGUCCGUCUUCCUCCAGAACAAUGACAACGAUCUUCCUCCCACCACUUACUUUGACCAGAAGGUCUCUGUUCCUGAAGAAGACACUGCGAGAUUCUUCAGCCUGCGUAAACUCUGGGCUUUCACUGGACCGGGUUUCCUGAUGAGCAUUGCUUACCUGGACCCAGGCAACAUUGAGUCAGACCUGCAAUCGGGAGCCAAAGCUGGAUUUAAGCUCCUGUGGUUGCUGCUGAGCGCCACCAUCAUCGGUCUGCUCUUGCAGAGGCUGGCAGCCAGGCUGGGCGUGGUCACCGGGAUGCACCUGGCUGAAGUCUGCCACCGACAGUACCGCACCGUUCCUCGAAUCCUCCUGUGGUUGAUGGUGGAACUGGCGAUCAUCGGUUCGGACAUGCAGGAGGUCAUCGGCUGCGCCAUCGCUUUCAACCUCCUGUCUGCCGGCAGGAUCCGCCUGUGGGCCGGAGUCCUCAUCACCAUCCUGGACACGUUUGUCUUCCUUUUCCUGGAUAAGUAUGGUCUGAGGCGGCUGGAGGCCUUUUUCGGUUUGCUCAUCACCAUCAUGGCCAUCACCUUUGGGUGUGAGUAUGUGAUGGUGGCUCCAGACCAAGGACAGCUGAUAAAAGGGAUGUUUUUGCCCUACUGUGAGGGCUGCGGACCCGUCCAGCUGACCCAGGCUGUCGGCGUCAUCGGCGCCGUCAUCAUGCCUCACAACAUUUAUCUCCACUCUGCUCUCGUGAAGUCCAGAGAGGUGGACCGAUCCAACAAGAAGGAGGUGAAGGAGGCCAACAAAUACUUCUUCAUCGAGUCGGCCAUCGCGCUGUUUGUGUCGUUCCUCGUCAACGUGUUUGUGGUGGCCAUCUUUGCUGAGGCUUUUUAUCAACGCACCAACAUGGAAGUGUACACUGUCUGCAAUCAAUCAGGCACCCCCCAUCUAGACCUGUUUCCCCUGGACAACAACACUCUGGAGGUGGACAUCUACAAAGGGGGCGUGGUUCUGGGUUGUUUUUUCGGCCCAGCAGCGCUCUACAUCUGGGCUGUGGGGAUCCUUGCAGCUGGUCAGAGCUCCACCAUGACUGGAACGUACUCGGGUCAGUUCGUCAUGGAGGGCUUUCUGAACCUGCGCUGGUCCCGAUUUGCCCGAGUCUUGCUGACCCGAUCCAUCGCCAUCGUUCCCACCCUGCUGGUGGCCAUCUUCCAGGACGUGCACCACCUGACCGGCAUGAACGACUUCUUAAACGUGCUGCAGAGCAUGCAGCUACCCUUUGCCCUCAUCCCCAUCCUGACUUUCACCAGCCUGCCGUCUCUCAUGAGUGAAUUUGCAAACGGAUGGGUGUUUAAAAUUGGAGGCGGUGUGGCGAUCCUGAUUGUGUGCGCCAUCAACAUGUACUUUGUGGUCAUCUAUGUGACGGCGUUGAACAGCGCCUGGCUGUACGCUCUGGCAGCGGUCCUCUCCAUAGCAUACCUGACGUUUGUGGGAUACUUGGUCUGGCUGUGUCUGAUCGCUCUGGGAGUCUCCUGCCUGGAUCCCAGCACCAGGACUCUGAACGACACAACCAUCUUGAUCGAGCAGCAGCCGGAGUUCGACUCCUGAGUCACGCGCCCCUCUGGAGGCAGUGCCGCUUUCGACCAACUGGGAGGUCGGUGGUUGGACGUUGACCCCUGCAGUCCACAUGAAAAAGGGUAUUCUGGCUGAUAACGAAGCUCGCUUGGUCUCUCAGCACAUGAGCGUGUCUGUCGUUAGCAAGCAAAAUACCAUCAAUUAGGGAAGUGAGGCGUCUACAGCCAAGUAUGGUUUCAGUUUGAAGCCCUCUGAGUUUACAGAAGUGUUUAAGUGUUUUCACAGUGGCUGCGAUCAGCAGCUAAACGGUGUCUGCGCAGUUGGCUUUCAUGUAGAAGUCAAUGUGCCAUUUUCUUGGUUAUCCGUGUUUUUCACUAAGAGGCACCCCAGUCUAGAAUCAUAAAAGAUGAUAAAAGUUGUAUUCUUGAAAAUAAAGUGACAGCAUCUGUGGAGAACGAACUGUAUCUCCAAAAUAAGGAAUCUCACGGGCUUGGAUGCCCAACGACCUUUUUAGGUGGUUCUUAAAGUGAAUGUUUGUAUAAUUUAUAAAAUCACUAAUUACAUUGUUGUUCAUUUGCAAUGUCAAAAACUACACACAGACGAAUAAAGAAUAACUGCGCAAAAAUUAUUUAUUUAAGGGAAACGCUAAAUUUUCAAGACUUUUUAAAAAAAGAAUUAGAAUCAAGAGUCAAAUAAAACUGCAGCAAUCAGCUGAUAUUUGUACUUGAGUUUAAAAAAAAUCCUUUUCUGUCUUACUGUUUGAUACUGAUUGACAGCAUUUAGGGGAAAGAUCUGUUCAUGGAAAGAUGAACAAGGAUGUGACAAAAUGAAUCUGCAGAAUUGUUGCUUUUGUCUGAAAUUUUGAUAGGAUCGUAAAAGUAAAAACCUUUUAGGAUUUAUGUGAAAGAAAAUAAAUAAAAACAACCGUUUGCAAUGUUUACUUUGACCACAAGGAGGCAGUGCGGAGCCCCAGAUCCAUUCUUCAGUUAAAGUAAACAUCUCCACAGCUUACAGCAGAACAGAUUAAAGAUGUGGUGUUUGUCAUUCUGUGUGUGUCCGUGCCGUCAGAGCAGCAGAGCCGCCGCCGCUGCUGCUGCAGCGUUUGCCUGAAGCAGCAGGGCCUUCAUCCGGGCGCUGCUGCACAUGUAUGUGGUGCUGCUGGGUCGCUUGUGUAAGAUGGUUUCAGUAUCGCUCAAAUUUCAGCAUAGAAGAGUCCAUAUGGACUGCAGGGAGGCAGAUGGACGUGUUUUUCUGUACAUUAUGGCAAGCAGUUUACCCCCCCCCCCUCCCUCCUCCUCCUCCUCCUCUGUUCCCUGUCAUGGAGGCUGAGUUAUGUAAGAGGGGAGAGUCUUCCCACCGCCCAUCUCUGUUUUUGUUUUUCUCAAUGAGCCAAUGCCUCCCUGCUUAGGCCUCACAGCCUGUCCAGUAGGCCCCUUUCCUGGAAAUACAGCCGAGCGGAGGCCACUGGGGGGCAGGCCCGCGAGGCUGGAGAGGAAGGGGAGGCAAAGAGGGGGCUCUUCCAGCAAAUGACAUGGCUGUAGAGCUUACAGUCCCAGCCCCACGUGAGGCUCAGAUGUUGCAUGUCAUCAGCAGGAUUGGGUGCAGUUGAUGCAUGGCAGAGAGCGGGAAGGCAGUAAUUAGAUGCUGGGGGCUCCCAGGUGUGAGAUGUUGGAGUUGAACCUCUGCACUUGGUGGGUGAAGGUUGUUUGAAUGGGAUUUUGGAGCUUCUUGAUGUCAACAGUGAGCAGUUCUGAUCUUAAUGUAAAAAAAGAUCACUCUUCCUUUCUUGAGUGUUUAGAAUAAAUGUAUUUAUUGUUGUGUCUGAGUAUCAUUGCACUGUACUUGUUUGUAAUUAUGAUGUCUCUGCAGUUUAAUAUCAACGAGCUGCUGAUUUAUUUAUGCAAAUCUGUAAUCUGAAGAAACAACAAAAAGCACCAAGUGUGUAUUAAACAUUUGUGUAACAAAGCCUGAUGUUUUAAUGAAUUGCAAUUAAGAAAAAACAAAUACAUGUGUAAAUUAUUUAACAAAUUCACUAAAGAAAUAAAGGAACAUUUAGAACAAA